AUGUGUGAUAAUGGAUCUGUUGGUAAUUGUUAUCAAAAAGAGAUGAGAGUUGAAAUGAAAGAGCAUAAAGUAUUCCUUGAUUGUCAAAGAUUUGCCGAUGAGGGUUAUGAAAAAAGAAUCAGAGUUGAGAAAGAUACAUGUGGAAAAAUGCCAAUGA
Dentiscutata heterogama is the source of this 157-nucleotide messenger RNA. Lineage: Eukaryota; Fungi; Glomeromycota; Glomeromycetes; Diversisporales; Gigasporaceae. The record is from the annotation of a GenBank genome assembly.